Messenger RNA from Panicum virgatum (switchgrass), 3822 nucleotides. Its product is annotated as protein FANTASTIC FOUR 3-like. Bases 2780 to 3610 code for a protein of 276 amino acids. NCBI's taxonomy places the organism in Eukaryota, Viridiplantae, Streptophyta, Magnoliopsida, Poales, Poaceae. The transcript is spliced from 2 exons. The record is from RefSeq and is a predicted model, not a curated record.
CUGCUCACUUCUCCCUCUCCUUUCCCCACCGACACCCAACCCUAGCGCCGCCGCCGCCAUCGUCGGAGCACCGGCCAGCGCCCAGAGCACCGCGCGCCCGUCCCUGCGGAGGUCCCGCCGCCGCCACGGCUAGCUGCGGAUUUGCGGCUGCAGCUUCGACCAGAGGAGAUGCAAGAACCUUGAAGCAUCUGCGCCGUAGUGUUCCAGUGGAGAUGGAGGACUGCGGGAACAGGUAAUUUCUGCGUGUCCCUGUUAAUUCAGUGUGAGCAUGUAGUGUAGUUGACUUGUGAUUGUAUAUUUACGCUUGCAUUUGGGUUUCGAUUUGAUUCUUGGUAGGGACUGUUUGUUCGUGCUAGAGGUUAAAGUCCAAGGUUUUGCUUUCAAGGACUCUGAUGGUAGAGAAUCAUACCGCAAAGGCUGUGUGAUUAAGUGGGAUGUGGAGUAUUUGUCGCUAACGCUUGAAAUGUUGCUCUCAAGUAUUUCUGAUGAAUUAAAACUGCACUCUAACCAGUUAACGGAUAAACUCUAAGGUUGAACGGAUUGAAGCAUGGAGAUGAAAUCGAAUGACAUUGCUUGCUAUUGCUGUGUACUAGAUGACUGACCAAUGUUUCCCGAACAUAGGACCCUGGACUGCUUUGCUUGCACAUUUUGUAUUAUCUAUGUACCAUUUCUUGGUAUAUCAUGGUCACGGUAAUUUCAGAUUCAUUCUUCUUGCCUUCACUAACUUUUGUAUCUUUCUUAUGAUUACUUGCUUGAGUGAAUGAAAGAUGCUGAUGCUUUCGUUUGUACAUAAAUGCCUUCGAGGCCUAAAUUAAGAAGUACCUGAAAGUUCAGGUAUGAUAUGUACUGUGCUUGUUCUCAUUGCAUUGUCCUUGUUCUGCUGUCUGCGUGUUUCCCUUUCAAUAUGGAUCGAUCAGAAAACAUUGAUCACUCUUGUGUUUUACUUCUGAAAAUUUUUAAGCUAUAUGUUUUUGCCUUUUUGUCACACUGCUCUCUGAGUUGCUUAUCCUUCUCCACAGUAUAUUUUUGUGCUGAUUUAUCUGCAACUGAGCUCUCAUGAAUCGUAGGCACGACAUCUUUCAUUGCAUCAGAUAUCUUUAUUCUACUGCCUCCUCUCCAUUCUUUUCUGAUUACAGGCUUACAGAAUCUGCACAAAGGUUUUCCAGCUUUCGUGAAGAAUACAACGUGACCAGACCAGGCACCACAGAUUACCAUUACAUUCAGAUAGGCAAUCAAAGGAUGAUUUGGGUUUACCUUGAUUUCUGCCUGUUCAGCUAGGAAUGGAAUGAAUUUCUCUUCGUUGUGGUGACUGUCACAUCCCUUAUUCCCUGUCGGUGUUUGGAAGCUCCGUAUUCCAAUUUCAAGAUUCUGUGUGACAAGUACAGUAACGGUCGACGUAAAUGCCGGUGCCAUCAUUGAUUGGUUUUAUCUCCACUUGGGAUCAGAAUUUUAUUUGGGCAGACAGAUUGGUGUGAUGAGCUUAUCGGAAUUUCAAUCUCGAGCAGUAUAAUCUGUGCAGGGCAGACAAAAUGGCACUACAAGAUCACAGCUACGAGGACAGGUCAACUUCUGUCCAAGAUCACUGAAGCAAUGACUCAUUGGUGCCCAGUACAAAGAUACCACUUUGAGAUGCAUUAUUGUACAAAUUUGCAAUCUUAAUAUAUAGGUCAUUCAACUGUGCUAGUGUUGAUAUUCUGAUUUCUGAAAUGCCAAUUAGUUUUUGCUUGUUGGAGUGACAGUAAAAAAGGAAUGAUUUUUGCACUGCAGUGAACUGAGCUCUCAAGCACCGUAUCCAUGCCUCUUUUCAUUGCAUCAAGUAGCUUUAUUCUAUCAUCUACCCAUUUUCAUUUAAAUGAUUACUGAAUCUGCAAUAAGAUUCUUUCAGCUUUCAGAAAGAAGAAUACACAAAUUAAACAUGCAAAACGACACCAAUUGGCGUUUCAUUCAGACAAUGAAACGGCAUGAGAAAAAGGAGAGCUUUUGCCCUACUUUAUUUCUGAUCAUUGAGCUACAAAUCUGACGAAUUGAUCUUUUUCAGGGGUGACUUUCACAUCCUUUGUUCCUUGUUGGUCUUGGAAGCUCGUUGUUCCCUCUUCUAGAUAACAUUGGUGUUACUCUCAGUGACAAGUAAACCACUGGUCAGAGAAAUUCGUCGGGCCGACAUCACUCUGUUCUAUGCUUUUAGCACCACUUGAAAUCAGAAUCUUGUUUGGGCAGACAGAUUGGUAGUCUGACCUUAUCGGAACUUCUGCCCUGGGCUAUAUAAUUUGCUCCGGCCAGGCAAAUGCCACUGCAAGAUCAUCAUCAUGACAAGUCAACUUUCGUUAUGGAAUCUGAACAUUGAGGCAACUGGCCAUUAGUGCAAAGUGCAUUCAGAUUUCAUGGGCUCAAAGUGUUGCACUGCAAAGUUUCAUUCCUGAAGGUGGGGUUAUAGAAAAAUUGACACUUUUUUGCAUUGCAGUGACGGUUAGUUGUAUAAAAGCGGGGUCCUUUUUGCACUUUGGCGACGGUUAUAUUCUCAAGUUGAAAGACUACCACCCUCCACUUGUUAAACGAUGCAUAUUCCAAUUCCACAGCCACAGAAAACCCUGCAUAUUUCUGCACCUCUACUUUUUCUCCCAGUAUAUAUACAUAUAUACAUCUUUCUCUCUACCUCCCAAGUCAGAACAACACAAAAAUUUGAGUCAAGCUGACCGUCUGCACACCUCAAACUGUUCUGCAUAUCUUCAGCUCCUUUGCAGUUGCAGGGCACGUUCUCGAGGGAGAAGCAGGUGAGGUGAUGGCUGCGCCGAUGGCGUCGGACAGCGGGUUGAGGCGGCUGUUCGAGAAGCCGCUGCCGGAGAACCCGACGCUGCUGGAGGCGCUGUCGGCGUGGAACCGCCACACCCACCCCAACAAGCCCAUCGAUCCGUCCUCUUUCACCGAGAUCUUCGGCGAGCUCCACUUCCAAGAGAAGCAGCCGGAGCGGGCCGCCGCGCCGCCGGCGCCGGCGUCGUGGCUCGACAUCGCCGCCGCCGCCGAGGCCGAGAAGAGCAAGGACGACUCGUCGCUGGACGCGCUCCUGAGGCCCAAGCCCGCGGCGAGCGCCAUGGCCACCGGCGUGAAGCGGAGCGCGAGCUUCUGCCUGAAGAAGAGCUCGGCGUCGCUGCUGCUCUGCACCGAGGGGCUCGGCUCCGAGAGCACCGUGGACGCCGACGACAUGUUCAAGGACGGCGACGCCGAGGCCGAGGCCGCCGCGCUCGAGGGCACGGGAACGGGCGGCGGAGACGGUGACGCCGCCGCCGGCGACGCGGAGGCGAUGAAGGGGGAGGAGGUGGAGGAGAGGCAGCCGAAGACGUUCCCCCCGCCGAUACGGUCGAUCGGGCGCGGCGGGAAGCCGUACGUGUGCUUCCGGUCGUUCCGGGAGGACGGCCGGUUCGUGCUGCUGGAGGUGGUGAUCCCCGGGAAGGAGCUCCUGCAGGCCACGCGCGAGGGCGGCCGGCUCAGGCUGCAGUUCGCCAACGCCGCCGCCGCGGCCGGUGCGGGCAUCGAUGAGGCGAUGCACGGGGAAGACGACGACCACCACCAAGCAGCCAAGAGCGCAUGCAUAGACGACGACGACGAGAGCUAAGUGAUGUCGUUGAUGUCCUUGGCAUUCUUGCAAGAUAUAUAUAUACGAUUAGCAUGUCACGCCAUGGUGUCGUGCUUAUGGGAAGUAUGUCAGCUACCUAAGGCUUGUUCAAGCGUUUUAAGAAAGUGGUGAUGAAUUCAGUCAGAAAUAUAAUUCAGAUUAUAGCCACUCAGCACGACAUGUAUCAUCAAUACAUCAUCUUGAUUUCUUCA